CGUGGAACCGGCCCUCUGUGACAUCACCCCAGCCUGGUGGCACUGCUGGCACUGCCAGGCCUGCGGGCACCGGAGGUGACACCCGGGUUCUGCCACUGCCACCUGCGCUGGCACCGAUGGCUGUGCUGGGGCUGCUCGUGCUGCUGGCCCUGGCCUGGCCCGGGGGGGCCACCUGGGACAGCUGCAGGGGCACCUGCGGGCUCCGGCCCAUGGCAUCUGACCACAGCUCUGCUGCUGGCACGUCCCACUCUGCCAGUGCCCAGACAGGGGCCUGGCCUGGCAUCGUCAGCAUCCAGGCCACCUACGAGAAUGGCACGUGGCACAUGUGCUCAGGUGUCCUCUUCAGCUCCCAGUGGGUGCUCACGGUGGCACACUGCUUCGCCAGGGCCGGGGCCACUGCCACGUGGGAGGUGGUGAUGGGGGCCACAGAUCUGACUCAGCCGGGCCCUGAGGCUGAGGUGAGACACAUCCAGAGGCUCCUGGUGCACCAGCACUACGUGCCUUCCACGGCCAGGAACGACAUUGCCCUGCUGGAGCUGGACCAGCCCGUGGAGUGCAGUGACUACGUCCAGCUGGGCUGUGUGCCCGACGCCUCGCUCAGGGUCUCGGAGCUGAAAUCCUGCUACAUCGCCGGCUGGAACUUUGCCAGAGGCUUAGGGCUGCAGGAGGCCAAGGUCCAUCUCAUGGACACGGAGCUCUGCAACAGCAGCCGCUGGUACGCGGGGGCCGUUCACACUGACAACCUGUGCGCUGGGUACCCGCACGGAGGCAUCGACACCUGCCAGGGGGACAGCGGGAGUCCCCUCGUCUGCAAGGACAACGAAGCUGACUACUUCUGGCUCGUGGGCACGUACAGCUGGGGGAGAGGCUGUGAGAGAGCCAGGCACCCCGGGAUCUACACCUCCACCCAACAUUUCUACAACUGGGUCCUGAUCCAGACGGGCCUGAACCCAGCUGACAUACCCGGUCGAGUCCCAGAGCCGAAAUGUGCCGUGUCCCCUGAGCCAGAAGUCACCCUGACUUCUGCCGAGACCCCGACCCCAGAGCCGACCCCAGAGCCGACCCCAGAGCCGACCCCAGAGCCGACUCCAGAGACGACUCCAGAGACGACCACAGUGCCAGAGCCGACGACAGUGGCAGUGCCAGAGCCGACGACGGUGCCGAUACCGGAGCCGACGCACAUUCCAGAGCCCGAGCAACAACCAGAGCCGGUGACCAUGCCGGGGCCAGAGCUGGUGCCAGAGCUGGUGCCAGAGCUGGGGCCGGAGCUGGUGCCAGAGCUGGGACCAGAGCUGGUGCCAGAGCCGGCAUCGGAGCCAGAAAUGCCCGCUGUGCCCGUGGAGGCGCCGGUGCCAGCACCGGAACCGGAACGCGAACCGGAACCCGAGCCCGAGCGGGACAGGCGCCUGCUCAUCUCGGUGCCGUACCGCAGCCUGGUGAAAUUCUGUAACCUGCUCAAGGAUUUCUUGCAGUUUCUGCGGGACCAGGUGGGCUGACCCGGAGCACGAGCAGAGCCGGUUCUGGCUGCGCUCCCGGCCCGUUCCCGGCUGGAAUCGCCGCGCGGGGCCCGAGGCAGCCGCAGCCCGGGGCUGCUCCGUCCCUGCCGCCCCCCGCGCCCACCCCUCGCUGCAGUCCCGUUUGUUGUUGAAAUAACGCUGCUCGUGCUGCCCAG
Molecule: messenger RNA, 1672 nt
Organism: Oenanthe melanoleuca
Lineage: Eukaryota; Metazoa; Chordata; Aves; Passeriformes; Muscicapidae
Product: acrosin-like
Exons: 5
Coding region: 117-1496 (459 amino acids)
Biological process (GO): proteolysis; acrosome reaction
Molecular function (GO): serine-type endopeptidase activity
Source: RefSeq, a predicted model, not a curated record